This is a messenger RNA of Echinostoma caproni, 399 nucleotides long. The record is from the annotation of a GenBank genome assembly. NCBI's taxonomy places the organism in Eukaryota, Metazoa, Platyhelminthes, Trematoda, Plagiorchiida, Echinostomatidae.
AUGACGUCCGGCACAGAGAUCCAUCCAAGUCGUUUAUCUUUGGGAAAUAGAGUAUCCCUGAUCACUGGGGUGCAAUAUCGGUACGAAGGAGUUGUGGCUGCAAUUAAUUCAAUCGAAGGAACUCUAACAUUACAAAAUGUUCGAUUUUGGGGCACUGAGAAUCGAGUCCCCGGGAAUGCUGCCACCACCGCCGGCGAAAAUAAAGCCUUGACUGUUGGAUACAUGUAUGAUGCGAUCACAUUCUGGAUGUCCAAUAUCGUACAACUCUGGCUUCUGGAUGAUGCAAAAUCGGAACGAAACGAUGUGGGCGAUAAAGGUGUUGUGAAAGCAGGCGUGCCGGUCGAUUCCGGUCGAGGCCGAGGUCGGCGUCAACGUGGUUGGGUAUGUCAUUGUCUGUAG